Yarrowia lipolytica CLIB122 is the source of this 453-nucleotide messenger RNA. RefSeq lists its product as uncharacterized. NCBI's taxonomy places the organism in Eukaryota, Fungi, Ascomycota, Dipodascomycetes, Dipodascales. The record is from RefSeq and is a predicted model, not a curated record.
AUGAACGCCCUUCCCAAGAGAAUCAGCAAGGAGACCGAGCGGCUCGUCAAGGAGCCCGUGCCGGGAAUCUCCGCUGCACCCCACGACGACAACCUGCGGUACUUCGACGUCACUAUCGACGGGCCUACCUCUUCCCCCUACGAGGGCGGUACUUUCAAGCUGGAGCUCUUUCUGCCCGAAGACUACCCCAUGGUGCCCCCCAAGGUGCGAUUUCUGACCAAAAUCUACCACCCCAACAUUGAUCGACUUGGCCGAAUCUGUCUGGACGUGCUCAAGUCCAACUGGUCGCCUGCUUUGCAGAUCCGAACCAUUCUGCUGUCCAUCCAGGCGCUGCUUGGAGCUCCCAAUCCUGACGACCCGCUCGCCAAUGACGUGGCACAAAAGUGGAAGGAGGACGAGAAGACUGCUAUUCAGACUGCCCGGGACUGGACCAAGGAGUACGCCAAGGCGUAG